AUGAACAGUACUAGUCAUACCCACACUGAGGGUGAGUCUUGUUGUAGUGGACCGUGGUUGCAGCCUUCUGUACAUCAGACACUAGACGAAAUAGACUUUGAAAGGGGAAUAUGGAGUGAUGCAUGUUAUGGAAAUACUGAAGAAAUCAUAAGAAAAUUGAAUAGAGGCAACCGGAUUUGCACGGUUAACUCUGUCGACAGUUCAGGUUACACCGCCUUGCAUUAUGCCAGCCGCAAUGGUCAUCUGUCUACGUGCGAAGCCCUUGUCAUGCAGGGUGCAAAUGUUAACUGUCAAACAGCCAGUGGGAAAUCCACUCCUUUACACAGAGCUGCUUACCGUGGCCACCGUCUUGUGGUGAAGUAUCUCCUUAGCAAGAAAGCCAAUCCUAUGAUUUGUGAUGCAGAUGGGAAAACAGCCUUACACAAGGCUGCUGAGAAUGGUCACACAGAAAUCCUAAAGGAAUUGUUGGAAAAUUCUCCAGCAUUAAAGAGUAUUACUGAUAAUAAAGGAAAAACUGCCUUUCAGUAUGUGUCUCAUGAUAAACAGGAUGCCAUAGAAAUAUUCAAUUCUUUUUUAGAUGAUAACCAUUAA
Molecule: messenger RNA, 591 nt
Organism: Acanthosepion pharaonis
Lineage: Eukaryota; Metazoa; Mollusca; Cephalopoda; Sepiida; Sepiidae
Source: the annotation of a GenBank genome assembly